Messenger RNA from Paramecium sonneborni, 5510 nucleotides. The record is from the annotation of a GenBank genome assembly. NCBI's taxonomy places the organism in Eukaryota, Ciliophora, Oligohymenophorea, Peniculida, Parameciidae.
AUGUUUAGUAAUAAAGUUUGGGUUUUAGAGAGUGAUAAUUUUAUAAAAGGCAUAAUUACAGAUGGAAACAAUUAUAUAAGUGAAGAAAAUGGUCGUAAAUUGAAUGGACAAGUAUGGGAAAGAUGUGAAGAUGUUUAAGCAGACAUGGUUAAUCUGGCAAUAAUUAAUGAUCCAUAACUUUUAUAUAAUUUAAGUGAGAGAUAUUAAAAAGAUUAGAUUUUUACAUAUGUUGGACCAACUUUGAUUGUUAUUAAUCCAUUUAAAAGUCUUAAUGUUGAUCUUCAAGAAUAUGUAGAAUAUAUUAUUAGAAAACGUCAUAACUAUAAAUCUAUUUCACCUCAUACAUAUGCUAUAGCUGCAUAUGCAUUUACUAAAUUAAAUGAAAAAACAUAAGCUAUUGUUAUAUCUGGAGAAAGUGGAGCAGGUAAAACUGAAAAUGCAAGAUAUUGUCUCAAUCUAUUAACAAGUGUUAAUUCUGAAGAAACUGAAUUAUCUGAUAAAAUUAUGGGAUGUAAUCCUAUACUAGAAGCAUUUGGUAAUGCUAAAACUAUUAGAAAUAAGAAUUCAAGUAGAUUUGGUAAAUAUACAAGACUUUUUGUUAAUUAAAAAUAAUAGAUUAUUGGUGGAGAUAUUGUUAAUUAUCUAUUAGAAAAAAGUAGAGUUGUCUCACACUCUAAAACAGAUAGAAAUUUUCACAUUUUUUAUUUAUUAUUUGGAAAUACAAAAUAUUAACGAUAAAACUUUAAUUAUUUAGGUAAUGAUAAUUAUUUCAGUUAAAAGUUUUAUGAUGAAUUAAUCUAAGCAUUCUAAACUGUUAAUAUUAAUGCUGAUAAUAUAUUUUAAAUUGUUUAUUCUGUUUUAUUGAUUGGAGAAUUAUAAUUUGAUGAUUCUAAUUAUGGAAACACUACUCCUUGUACUAUUUUAAAUUUAAAUCUUUUAAAAUAAAUAUGUUAAUUAUUAGAUUAUGAUCCAGAUGAUAUUAUUAAAGCCUUAACUUAUAAAUAAGCUAUUUAUGGAAAAGAAAAGAUAUUAUCACCAAUUAAAUUACUUGAUUGUUUAAGAAUUAGAGAUUCUUGGGCUAAAGAAAUUUAUGAAAGAUUAUUUAAUUGGAUUAUAGAAAAAUUAAAUGAAACUUUAACUACUAAACAAGAUAAAACAACAUAUAUAGGAUUAUUAGAUAUUUAUGGUUUUGAAGUUUUUGAUAAUUUUAAUGGAUUUGAAUAAAUGAUGAUUAAUUAUUCAAAUGAAAGACUUCAUUAAUUAUAUAUUGAAUAUGUUUUCAAAGAAGAAAAAAAAAUAUUUAUUAGAGAAGGUCUAGAAAAAUAUGUUGAUAGUAUUAAAUUUGAAGACAAUACUUAAUUAAUAGAUUUAUUUGAUAAACCUCCUAUUUGUUUAUUUAAUCUUAUUGAUUAAGCUUGUAGAUUAAAUUAAACUGAUUAAUAAUUAUUAUAAUCUUUUCGAAAAGAACUCAAAUUCCCUAAUUCUUAAAAACCUAACUUUACAAUUAAGCAUACUGCUAAAGAUGUAGAAUAUACAUGUAAAGAUUUUGUUGAAAAAAAUUAAGAUGAAAUUCCUUAAUUACUAUUAGAAGCAAAAUGUAAUAGUUAAAUUGUUUAAUUAUAACCAAAACCUAAAUCUAUUGUUGUUAAAAUUAAAAAUGAAAUGAAAAGUUUAAUGACAGAAUUGUAAUCAUGUGGAGUUCAUUUCAUUAGAUGUAUCAAACCAAAUGAUGAAUUGGUUCCUAAUAAAUUAGAUUAUAAAUAUGCCAUGAAAUAAAUUAGAUAUUUGGGUGUUUUAGAUUCAUUAAAAGUAAGAAAAGAAUCAUUCCCUAUAAGAGUAGAUUUUUGGAGAUUUUAUUUAAAAUAUAGAUUCAUUCAAGAAGGCGGAUUCUAAGAUCCACUUAAUAAAGAUUAUAAAACAUUAGAUUUUAAAAUGUUUUAAGAAUAAUUCAGUGAUUUGUCAAAAAAAUUAUAUUUAUUUGGAAAUACAUAAAUCUUUAUUUAAGAAAUAGGAAUGGCUUAAAUUGAUAAAAUAUACACUUCAUUAAUGAAGGAGAAAAAUGAAAAGGCUAGAUUUAUUUAAUAGGCCUUUCGAAAAUGUUAAUUAAGAGAUAAAUUUAAGAAAUUUAUGAAAAUGAUAAAAAGAGUUGCAAAAUAAAUUAAGAGAAAGUUAAGAAAAAUAUAAUUUAGAAAAAAAAUGAAAGCAGCUGCCCUUAUAUAAAAAUUCUUUUUUUAGUAUUUAGUGAGAAAAAAAUAAAAGUUAUUUAAAAAAUAAAUUGAUUAUUUACAAAAAGCAAUUUUAAACAAAGUGAUUUAAAAUCGGUUUUAGAAAAUAUUGGAUUAUAUAAGGAAAAUAUAGAAGAACUUCAGAAUCAGUAGAAUUUAAAAGAGAAUAAUGAAAUUGGUACACAUUAGAAGAAUAUUAAAUGUUGUUAUUGAAAAAUCUUGGGAAUAAAUAAGACAUAAAGCUGCAAUAAUAAUAUAAAAAUAUUAUAGAGGCUAUCAUACAAGAAAAUUACAUAAAAAGGAAAUAGAAUAGAUCAAAGAAGUUGGAAGAAAAAUAAGAAUGGAAAAAAGAAUAAAAACCAUAUAAAGAUGGGCUAGAGGAUAUAUUAUAAGAGCAAGAUUAAGCAAAAUGCAUGAAGCAGCCUAUUUAAUUUAAGGAUAUUUUAGAAUGAAACAUUUAAGUUGUGUAUUUUAGAGAAUGAGAUAGGCAGCAGUAAUAAUAUAAAGAAGAUUUAGAAUGAUAUUACCUAGAAGAAGAUAAUUAAAAUAAUAAUAUGAUUAAUAUAUUUUACCAUUAGAACAAUAGUUAUAAUAAUAGAAAUUAUAAGAGGAGACUGAUUUAUUUGGAUUAAAAAUGGGUUAAAAAACAGAUUACGAUUCAGCAUUAAUAUUAGGUAUGGAAUCAUUAAUAUCUCCUAAAAUAUAUUUAUUUGCUUUUAUUAUCGAUUUAGAAAUAAUUUCAGAUACUUCUGAUAGCUAUAAUGGAUCAUUUGCAUCAAGUUAUAAAGAUUUAUUUAUUUAAAGUUUUGAAAAAGAAAAUCCUUUACAAUAUAUUUAAGUAGGAGAAAAUACAACAUUAGGUGCUUGCUGCAAUAAAUUAUAUGGUUGGGGUUUAAAUGAUNAAGAAAAGAAUCAUUCCCUAUAAGAGUAGAUUUUUGGAGAUUUUAUUUAAAAUAUAGAUUCAUUCAAGAAGGCGGAUUCUAAGAUCCACUUAAUAAAGAUUAUAAAACAUUAGAUUUUAAAAUGUUUUAAGAAUAAUUCAGUGAUUUGUCAAAAAAAUUAUAUUUAUUUGGAAAUACAUAAAUCUUUAUUUAAGAAAUAGGAAUGGCUUAAAUUGAUAAAAUAUACACUUCAUUAAUGAAGGAGAAAAAUGAAAAGGCUAGAUUUAUUUAAUAGGCCUUUCGAAAAUGUUAAUUAAGAGAUAAAUUUAAGAAAUUUAUGAAAAUGAUAAAAAGAGUUGCAAAAUAAAUUAAGAGAAAGUUAAGAAAAAUAUAAUUUAGAAAAAAAAUGAAAGCAGCUGCCCUUAUAUAAAAAUUCUUUUUUUAGUAUUUAGUGAGAAAAAAAUAAAAGUUAUUUAAAAAAUAAAUUGAUUAUUUACAAAAAGCAAUUUUAAACAAAGUGAUUUAAAAUCGGUUUUAGAAAAUAUUGGAUUAUAUAAGGAAAAUAUAGAAGAACUUCAGAAUCAGUAGAAUUUAAAAGAGAAUAAUGAAAUUGGUACACAUUAGAAGAAUAUUAAAUGUUGUUAUUGAAAAAUCUUGGGAAUAAAUAAGACAUAAAGCUGCAAUAAUAAUAUAAAAAUAUUAUAGAGGCUAUCAUACAAGAAAAUUACAUAAAAAGGAAAUAGAAUAGAUCAAAGAAGUUGGAAGAAAAAUAAGAAUGGAAAAAAGAAUAAAAACCAUAUAAAGAUGGGCUAGAGGAUAUAUUAUAAGAGCAAGAUUAAGCAAAAUGCAUGAAGCAGCCUAUUUAAUUUAAGGAUAUUUUAGAAUGAAACAUUUAAGUUGUGUAUUUUAGAGAAUGAGAUAGGCAGCAGUAAUAAUAUAAAGAAGAUUUAGAAUGAUAUUACCUAGAAGAAGAUAAUUAAAAUAAUAAUAUGAUUAAUAUAUUUUACCAUUAGAACAAUAGUUAUAAUAAUAGAAAUUAUAAGAGGAGACUGAUUUAUUUGGAUUAAAAAUGGGUUAAAAAACAGAUUACGAUUCAGCAUUAAUAUUAGGUAUGGAAUCAUUAAUAUCUCCUAAAAUAUAUUUAUUUGCUUUUAUUAUCGAUUUAGAAAUAAUUUCAGAUACUUCUGAUAGCUAUAAUGGAUCAUUUGCAUCAAGUUAUAAAGAUUUAUUUAUUUAAAGUUUUGAAAAAGAAAAUCCUUUACAAUAUAUUUAAGUAGGAGAAAAUACAACAUUAGGUGCUUGCUGCAAUAAAUUAUAUGGUUGGGGUUUAAAUGAUAUGAGUUAAUUAGGUUUUACUUAGGAUAAUGAAAAACAUAUUCCAACUUAAUUAAAUUUUACGGGAAAGAUAAAAAGUAUAUCUAUGGGAUAAAAUCAUUGUUUAUUAUAAUAGAAUGAUAAAAAGUUAUUUAUAUGGGGAAGCGUUCAACAUAAAUAUAUUUAACACCCAAAGUUAUUACAUGAGAAUGUUGAAUUUAUAAAAGCUUAUAGAAAUAGAAUUUUAUAUAUAUCAGAAGGUAAAGUUUAUGAUUAAUUAAAAUAAAUUUAAAUGGCUGUGAAAAUAAAUUCAUUAUCUUGUGGAAGUGUAUUUACAAUGUUAUUAAGUGAAAAUGGAGCAUUAUAUUGUUAUGGUUAAAAUGAAAAAGGUUAAUUAGGAUUAGGAGAUAAUAAAGCAAGAGAUCAUGUCGAAAGAUUGCCAUUAAAUGAAAAGAUUAUUUAAAUAGAAUGUGGAUUUAAACAUGUUAUUGCUUUAAGUUCUUUAAAAAAAGUAUUUGUUUGGGGGUGUAAUUAAUUUGGUUAAUUGGGUACUGGUGAUUUUCAGAAUCUUAAUAAACCUAAAUAAUUAUAAAUUAAUGGAGAUUAAGUUAUGGCUGGAAUGAAAUGUUCUUGUGUGAUAAACAAAUAAUUAUAUUGGUGUGGUACAAAUGGCACAAUUAUUAUGUAGUGCCAUUUCAAACCAUUUAUUUAAAAAUGCAAUUAUCUUAAUAGAAAAGAAUAUUAAAUUGUUAGAGUGCUCAGUUCUUAUUCAAAUAAUAUAUCAAUUAUAUUUUGCACUUAUGCAUGUAUACGUGGACUAUUUGAUAAUAAUUUAGGGAAAGGCUUUUAAGUUAUUAAACAAUUAACAACAAACUGGGUAUAAAGUGGAGUUUGGACAAUUGACCCACCCUAUGUUGAAAGUUUGAGUAAUUAUAUGUGUGAGAAACAUCAAACUAAAACUAGUAAAAUUAUUUCUAAUGGAAAUUAAAUCAAUCAUUAGAAAAUAAUAUAAAAGAAAUAACAAUUACAGUAAAUUUAAUCUUUACCAUAUGAAAAAUUGUGUAAAAUAGAUUUAGAUUUAUAUUUUUGA